UUUACGCGGGCAGGGCCGCAGCUCCCGGAGGUGGCUCCCAUUGUUCCCCGCGGCUGCUGGUCUCGGGCCGCUCACUCGGGCUCUGUAACGGCCAUCGGUGUAACAGCCACACCCCGAGCGGGAAUCAACCUGCGGACUGUCCCAGCCAACGCCUCCUCCUCCCCGGCCUCUCCCCAACUCCAUGUCCCCGGGCCAGGGGCCCAGUGUGUAACCCGCACCCGAGCGGCUCCCCCAGGCCGGCUGCAUCAGCCCCCGCGAUGAACCAUAACCACUGCACGCCGAUGUAACAUAAUGGGGGUGGACUUCGAUGUCAAGACAUUCUGCCACAACCUGAGGGCUACCAAGCCACCCUAUGAGUGUCCUGUAGAGACCUGCCGUAAGAUAUACAAAAGUUACAGUGGGAUUGAAUAUCACCUGUAUCACUAUGAUCAUGACAACCCACCACUUCAGCAGCAGACCCCAAUUCGUAAACCAAAAAAGAAAGGACGCCAUCCUCGCUCCGCAAACAAACAGUCGCCUACACACUCAGAAUUAUCUCAGUCACCCAGCCGUGAGGUGAUGACCUAUGCACAGGCGCAAAGGCUAGUUGAAGUAGAGCUACAUGGCAGGGUUCAUCGUAUAAGCAUCUUUGACAACCUGGACGUUGUUUCAGAGGACGAUGAAGUGCCAGAGGAGACGCCAGAAAACGGCAGCAACAAAGAAAACAAUGAGACUCCUGCCACCACUCCCAAAUCAGGGAAACACAAGAACAAGGAGAAGAAAAAAGACUCCAACCACCACCACCACCAUAGUGCAUCCACAGGGACCACUCCAAAACUCCCAGAGGUAGUCUACCGAGAACUAGAUCAGGACACACCAGAUGCACCAACUCGUCCUUCUUCCUAUUACAGGUACAUUGAGAAGUCCACAGAGGAGAUGGAUGAGGAAGUAGAAUACGACAUGGAUGAAGAGGAUUAUAUUUGGCUCGAUAUCAUGAAUGAGCGACGAAAGACAGAAGGCGUGAACUCUAUCCCACAGGAGAUCUUUGAGUACUUGAUGGACAGGCUGGAGAAAGAAUCAUACUUUGAGAGUCAUAACAAAGGAGACCCGAACACAUUAAUUGACGAGGAUGCCGUAUGUUGUAUCUGUAAUGAUGGGGAAUGCCAAAACAGUAAUGUUAUAUUGUUCUGCGACAUGUGUAAUUUAGCUGUGCACCAGGAGUGUUAUGGGGUCCCAUACAUACCAGAGGGCCAGUGGCUUUGUAGAAGAUGUCUUCAAUCACCUUCUAGAGCAGUGGAUUGUGCACUCUGUCCAAAUAAAGGAGGGGCAUUUAAGCAGACAGACGAUGGACGUUGGGCUCACGUGGUGUGUGCCCUUUGGAUACCUGAGGUUUGUUUUGCAAACACAGUCUUCCUGGAGCCUAUAGACAGCAUUGAACAUAUCCCAGCAGCGAGGUGGAAGCUGACGUGCUACAUUUGCAAACAGCGUGGCUCGGGUGCGUGCAUCCAGUGUCACAAAGCAAACUGUUACACAGCCUUCCAUGUCACCUGUGCACAACAGGCUGGACUGUAUAUGAAAAUGGAACCAGUGCGGGAGACUGGUGCCAACGGGACAUCUUUCAGUGUCCGAAAGACUGCGUACUGUGAUAUCCAUACUCCUCCUGGGUCUGUCUGCAAACUUCCAGCCCUCUCUCACAGUGAAGGAGAGGAAGAGGAUGAGGAGGAAGAGGAAGAUGGCAAAGGCUGGAGCUCUGAAAAAGUGAAGAAGGCAAAAGCCAAAUCAAGGAUCAAAAUGAAGAAAGCCAGAAAAAUCCUUGCAGAGAAAAGAGCUGCUGCCCCUGUUGUGUCUGUCCCUUGCAUUCCUCCACACAGACUCAGUAAGAUCACAAACCGGUUGACGAUCCAGAGAAAAAGUCAGUUUAUGCAGAGGUUGCACAGUUACUGGACGCUAAAGAGGCAGUCGCGUAAUGGAGUGCCUUUGUUGCGUCGACUGCAAACUCACUUACAGUCGCAAAGGAGCUGUGAGCAGGAAAUGAAAUGGCGUAUACCUCUUCCUGAUGAUGUACCGGUGCACCUGGGAACAAUUGCUAAAUCAAAUGAUGAGUCUGGAGAUCAAACCCAUAAGAAUGACUCCAGUGACAAGAACUGGGUGUUAAAGGAACAGCUGAAAUCAUGGCAGAGAUUGAGACACGAUCUGGAGCGGGCACGUCUGCUGGUAGAAUUAAUACGGAAACGAGAAAAGCUGAAAAGAGAAACGAUUAAGGUUCAGCAGUUGGCACUUGAGGUGCAGCUGACUCCAUUUCUCAUUCUUUUGAGAAGAACAUUAGAACAGUUAGAGGAGAAAGAUACAAAUAAUAUAUUCACUGAGCCAGUCCCUCUGUCAGAGGUAACAGAAAUCUACGAAGUACCUGACUACCUAGAACAUAUCAAAAAGCCCAUGGACUUUCAGACAAUGAAACGUAAUUUAGAGGCAUUGCGCUACCAAAACUUUGAUCAGUUCGAGGAAGACUUCAAUUUGAUAGUCGGAAAUUGCAUAAAGUACAACUCUAAAGAUACUAUCUUCUACCGAGCAGCUGCCCGUCUCAAGGAACAGGGGCAAGCUGUGCUUCGACAAGCUCGUCGCCAGGCUGAGAAGAUUGGCAUUGAUUUUGAGACCGGAAUGCAUUUGCCCCAAGUCUCUACGGGAAAUGAGAUUGGCCGUCACAGCAGGAAAAAUGAUUUUGAACGGACUCCUCAAUCUGACAACAGAAAACAUCAAACUUUGGAAGAACAGUUAAAGUUUCAGCUGGCGCGGCUGGAUGAGGUCAACGCAAGCAAGCAAAGUGUAGGGAAAGCCCGCCGUGCCAAGAUGAUCCGCAAGGAGAUUACGUCCAUCCGCAGGAAAAUGGCUCAUCAGCAAGAAUCCCGUAGGGAUGGUGGCAUGGGCCGACACGGCUCAUCAGGGCGAGGAGCUAUGCCUUUGCACGGUCCUUCGGAGAAGGAUGGACAGACGGACAGUGCUGCAGAAGAGAGCAGCAGUCAGGAGACGGGGAAAGGAAUUGGCCCAAACACUUCCGCCACCCCUGCACAUGAAGUUGGUAGAAGGACCUCUGUCCUUUUCUCCAAGAAGAACCCAAAAACUGCUGGACCUCCAAAGCGACCAGGGAGGCCACCUAAAAACCGAGACAGCCAGCUGGCAUCAAGCCAGAUCAGCAGCCCAAUAGGGCCACCUCAGCUUUCAAUUAUUGGGGGGUCACAGAGACUACGUAAAAGAGGCCGAAGUCCACGUCCAACUUCCAGCUCAGACAGUGACAGCGACAGUGAUAAGUCAGCAGAAGAAAGAUCUUUGGACUUACCGACGAACGGCUUCAGUGGCAGUAACCAGCAAGUCAAAAAGAGUUUCUUAGUUUACCGUAAUGAUUGCAACCUUCCCAGAAGCAGCUCCGAUUCGGAGUCUAGCAGCAGCAGUAGCAGCAGUGCUGCCUCCGACAGGACCAGCACAACCCCUUCCAAGCAAGGUCGAGGAAAACCUUCUUUUUCUAGAGAGAAUUUUGCAGACUAUAGCAGUGAGGAUACAUCUGGAACUGAAAACGAAUCUUAUUCUAUGGGCAGUCGAGUUGGACAUGGCUUGGUACGCAAAGGAAUGGAGGGCCGAGGGGCUGGGUGGCUGUCCGAAGAUGAAGACUCCCCUCUAGACGCCUUAGACUUGGUGUGGGCCAAGUGUCGGGGAUAUCCUUCAUAUCCAGCUCUGAUUAUCGAUCCCAAGAUGCCACGAGAGGGAGUGUUUCACCACGGCGUUCCAAUUCCCGUACCACCCGUAGAUGUCCUCAAGUUAGGAGAGCAAAUGACUCAAGAAGCACAAGAGCAUCUCUACCUCGUUCUGUUUUUUGACAAUAAGCGAACCUGGCAAUGGCUGCCACGGACCAAGUUGGUUCCACUGGGUGUAAACAGAGAACUGGAUAAGGAAAAGAUGCUAGAAGGAAGGAAAUCAAAUAUCCGCAAAUCUGUGCAGAUUGCAUAUGACCGGGCCAUGCAGCACCGCAACAAGGUUCAAGGAGAACAGAGCAGCGAUUCCAGUGAAAGUGAUUAACUGCGUCCUACCCAGAGAAAGGCAACAGCGUUUGUGACCUUUUUGUCUAAUUACUGUGCGUCAUUUUACAUUCAAAUUCAGAGAACUGGGCUGCAAUAUGGUAAUCUAAGAGCCAAGGGUGCCACUUUGAAAGGACUAGCACUCAAGAGCCUUUUUAACAAGAAACUAAAUGAAAGAGAGGCCUGUGUAGGAUAAAAAGGGUCAGCGACAAGAUGUGACACUUUAUAGUUAUUUGCUUCUGCCUUCAACAGAAAGACACAGAUAAGAUCCAGCAAGGAUCUGUAUGGAGUGGUUGCUGGUUGACCACUAAUUGUAUCAUGGGUUUGUUUUUGUUUUUUCGCUUCUCUGAAUGUAACUCUUGUGAAAGGAGGAGCAUCUUUCUCGGGCACUUUACGGGCUUGCCCUUUAAGGAUCAGCAACAUCCUCCCAAAACCGUGAUCAUGGAUUCCUAUGUACAGACUCAAUUUUUCUACAUACUGUGUUUUGUUGUACAAUCGGACAUAUUAUGCGUGGCUAUCAUGAAAUGAAAGGGAGAUGAUAUUUCUGUCCCCCUAUUUAGCAACCUGCUCCAUCUUUUCCAAUAAGUGCUUCUUUUUGUAUACAAAAACAUACAUGUAGUCCCUGGCUAAGUUGCCAUUUUUCCAUCCCCAGUUAUCGUGCAGCAAAAGAAGUUGGCUUACUGAUCAGAGAGAGCGGUUUGUGUUGUAAAGAUUGAAAAUGGUAGAUGUAUUAUUUAUCGAACACCUAUGAUCUAUUCUAUAAUGCUACAGAGUUUCUUACUCUGACCGAUAUAAAGACAUGAAACAGCCAUUUCAGAAAUAUUUUAUAGGAAAGAAAAACAACAUUGGCAAUAUUGGUCAAUAUUUUUA
This is a messenger RNA of Pelobates fuscus (common spadefoot toad), 4916 nucleotides long. It is a transcript of the gene BRPF1, whose product is annotated as bromodomain and PHD finger containing 1. The transcript has 15 exons. Gene Ontology annotation, molecular function: protein binding. Gene Ontology annotation, cellular component: MOZ/MORF histone acetyltransferase complex. Gene Ontology annotation, biological process: regulation of transcription by RNA polymerase II. Bases 292 to 4047 code for a protein of 1251 amino acids. The record is from RefSeq and is a predicted model, not a curated record. NCBI's taxonomy places the organism in Eukaryota, Metazoa, Chordata, Amphibia, Anura, Pelobatidae.